Messenger RNA from Penicillium atrosanguineum, 1542 nucleotides. RefSeq lists its product as uncharacterized. Gene Ontology annotation, molecular function: carbohydrate:proton symporter activity. Lineage: Eukaryota; Fungi; Ascomycota; Eurotiomycetes; Eurotiales; Aspergillaceae. Gene Ontology annotation, biological process: carbohydrate transport; transmembrane transport. Bases 1 to 1542 code for a protein of 513 amino acids. The transcript is spliced from 4 exons. The record is from RefSeq and is a predicted model, not a curated record. Gene Ontology annotation, cellular component: membrane.
AUGAAAAAUCAAAGAAUUGUUGGUGAGGCUCUAGCCUCUGUCCUUCCUCAAUAUGAUCGCUCGUGGCUUCGGGUACCACACCUCCUGCAGCUUAAUCUCAUUCUUCUCGUUCCGCUUCUGUCAUCGGCGGUGGCUGGAUAUGAUGGAUCUCUUAUGAAUGGUCUUCAAUCUAUUGCUGAAUGGAAGGAGUAUUUUGGAAAUCCGUCGGGCUCUCUUCUUGGUGUUGUCAAUGCCGCCCAGUCCAUCGGAAGUGUCCUUUCACUUCCUUUCGUGGGUAUCCUGUCAGACCGAAUAGGAAGACGUCUGACUUUGCUAUCGGGUACAAUCGUGAUCAUUUUGGCGUCAAUAAUCCAGGCCGCUUCCGUCCAGUACGGUAUGUUUGUUUUCGCGCGUGUUUUACUUGGUGUUGGCUCAAUGCUGGUCGUGCAGCCUUCGCCCAUGUUGAUCACCGAGCUGGCGUAUCCAACUCAUCGAGGCAAGUAUACUAGUGCCUUCUGGACUAUGUACUAUCUUGGUGCUAUACUGGCAUCAUGGGUCUCGUAUGGAACUCAGAAGCACUUAGCUCAGUCUGAUUGGAGCUGGAGAGUUCCUUCUAUUGUUCAAGCUGGAUUUCCGAUUAUCCAGAUCUUGUUCUGGUGGGUUAUUCCAGAGUCACCACGAUGGUUGAUUGCCAAUGGAAAAGGACAAGAGGCUGAAACAUUACUUGCAAAAUUUCAUACUGCUGGGGAUGCCUCACAUCCCUUGAUCCGAUUCGAAAUGGCCGAGAUUGCGCGCACCAUUGAAAUGGAGAGCCAGGCCGCCGAGACCAAAUGGAUAACACUAGUCAAGACACCCGGAAACCGCAAGCGUACAUUCAUCGCAGUCUGCGUCGGUGCCUUUGCGCAGUGGAACGGUGUCGCGGUCGUAUCUUACUAUCUCACUCUCGUCCUAGACACGGUCGGAAUCAAAGACACGGAUACCCAGACCCUUAUAAAUGGACUGCUCCAAAUAUUCAACUUUAUAGCAGCUGGCAGUGCCGCUAUGUUAGUGGACCGACUCGGCCGCCGUACCCUGUUUCUUUGGUCGGCAGUGGGCAUGCUCCUGUCUUUCAUCAUUUGGACCGUCUGCUCAGCUGUGUUUGACAGUACACAAGCCAAACCGCUUGGAAGCACGGUAAUUGCGUUUGUCUUCAUCUUCUACUUCCACUAUGACAUCGCCUAUACGCCACUGUUGCUUGGCUACCCCACGGAGAUCUUCCCAUACAGCAUUCGCAGUAAAGGGCUGACCGUCGAGCUUCUCAGCGUGUAUAGCUCUCUAAUUGUUCUGGCUUUCGUCAAUCCCAUCGCUCUGGAUAAUAUCGGCUGGCGAUACUAUAUCUUUUUCUGCUGUUUCGAUGUGGUGGUUCUGGCAGUUACUUGGUUCGCAUUCCCCGAGACAAAGGGCUAUUCUCUUGAGGACAUCGCCGAAGUAUUUGACGGAAAGUCCUCUGCUGUACAGGGUGUGGUCUGUGAUAAGGAAGAUGAGUUCAUUGGAAAAGGCGAACAUGAUGAGUAUGUUGCGUAG